AUGCUCCGGCCGCCGGGCUGCCCGGGACUCCGUGCGGCGAGGCCGGCGUCCCCGCACCCUGGGCCGAAGACCCUCGGCUUGGACCCACCACCAAGGUGCCUGAAGCCUGACAGGGGCAAAGCCCCGAAAUACCUCCGGGCCUACAAGCCUGUAGGGCAGUUCCACCAAGCCGCCAGUGAAGGCUUGGUUGACACAGUGAGGUGUCUGCUCAUGAGUGGAGAAGUCAGUGUGAACGCCACUGACAUAAAGAACAGAACUGCUCUGCAUUACGCUUGUGCCUACGGCCAACGGGAAGUGGUCCAUCUCUUACUCACCUAUCACUGCACCGUCAACAUAUUUGACAAGGAGCACUGCACUCCACUGAUUAAGGCCAGCCAGCGGGAGUUUGCAUUGUGUGCCGAUACUUUGUUAGGAAAUGGAGCAGAUCCAAAUGCUGCAGACAAGUAUGGGAACACCGCCCUCCAUUACGCAGCCCUGAAUGAUGACUUAGAACUGGCAGAUCUACUGCUUGCCUACGAUGCAAACAUCGAGGCGAGAACAAAGGAAGGCUUUACUCCGUACCUCCUUGCUCUACAAGAAAACAAAGAUCUUAUAGCAGAAUUUUUGGAGGACAUGGGCGCAGAUAUACAUGCAGAGGAACUGCUGGAUAGAAAACACCGUAAGAUACACCACAGGAAGAUGUGUAAGCAUACAGCACGACGUCCAGAUGCAGCUUGCAGUACUUCUCCCAGCUUCUCUCGCAGGGUGACCAACAGAAAUGCUCCUGGUGCUCCUGCAACUAAAAAAAGAGCCAAGAAAGAUGAUGAUUUUAAUGCCCAGGUUGAAAGAAUGGAGAAGGAAAGCACAUGGAAGGUACUGACAGGCUCAGAAAAGUUACGUCAUAGACCUGCAGCUACUGCUUCUGCUGCCGCUGCCGCUGACCCUGCUGCUGCUGAUGGCACUGAUCCUUUUGCUCCACUUCCUACUCCUGUCUCUACUACUCCUAAUGGUGAUCCAUUUGAUUGUCCUGCUCCUUCUGCUUGUGAUACUCCAGAUGGACCUGAAACUUCAGGUGGUCUCAAUACUCUGGAUGGUCCUGACAGUCCAGAUGAUCCUGAUAUUCCAGAUGGACCUGAAACUCCAGGUGGUCCUGAUACUCUGGAUGAUCCUGAUAUUCCAGAUGGACCUGAAACUCCAGAUGGUCCAGAUUCUCUGGAUGAUCUUGAUACUCCAGAUGGACCUGAAACUCCAAGUGGUCCUGAUACUCUGGAUGGUCCUGAUACUCCAGAUGGACCUGAAACUCCAGAUGGUCCUGAUUUUCCAGAUGAUCUUGAUACUCCAGAUGGACCUGAAACUCCAGGUGGUCCCGAUACUCCAGAUGGUCCUAAUAUUCCAAAUGGACCUGAAACUCCAGAUGGUCCCAAUACUCUGGAUGGUCCUGAUAAUCCAGAUGAUCCUGAUACUCCAGAUGGACCUGAAACUCCAGGUGGUCCCGAUACUCUGGAUGCUCCUGAUACUCCGGAUGGUUCUGAUUCUCCAAGUGAUCGUGAUACUCCAGAUGGACCUGAAACUCCAGGUGGUCCCAAUAUUCUGGAUGAUUCUGAUAUCCCAGAUGGAUCUGAAAUUCCAGAUGGUCCUGAUACUCUGGAUGGUCGUGAUAUUCCAGAUGAUCCUGAUAUUCCAGAUGGACCUGAAACUCCAGAUGGUCCUGAUAUUCUGGAUGAUCCUGAUAUUGCAGAUGGACCUGAAACUCCAGAUGGUCCUGAUACUCUGGAUGGUUCUCCAGAUGAUCCUGAUAUUCCAGAUGGACCUGAUAUUCCGGAUGGUCCCAAUACUCUAGAUGAUCCUGAUAUUACAGAUGGACCUGAAACUCCAGAUGGUCCUGAUACUCUGGAUGGUCCUGAUAUUCCGGAUGAUCCUGAUAUUCCAGAUGGACCUGAAACUCCAGGUGGUCCUGAUACUCUGGAUGCUCCUGAUACUCCGGAUGGUUCUGAUUCUCCAGAUGAUUGUGAUACUCCAGAUGGACCUGAAACUCCAGAUGGUCCCGAUAUUCUGCAUGGUCCUGAUACUACAGAUGAUCCUGAUAUUCCAGAUGGACCUGAUAUUCCAGAUGGUCCCAAUACUCUAGAUGAUCCUGAUAUUCCAGAUGGACCUGAAACUCCAGAUGGUCCUGAUAUUCCGGAUGAUCCUGAUAUUCCGGAUGAUCCUGAUAUUCCGGAUGAUCCUGAUAUUCCAGAUGGACCUGAUAUUCCAGAUGGACCUGAAACUCCAGGUGGUCCUGAUACUCUGGAUGCUCCUGAUACUCUGGAUGCUCCUGAUACUCUAGAUGGUUCUGAUUCUCCAGAUGAUCGUGAUACUCCAGAUGGACCUGAAACUCCAGGUGGUCCCAAUAUUCCGGAUGAUCCUGAUAUCCCAGAUGGUCCCGAUACUCUGGAUGGUCCUGAUACUCUAGAUGAUCCUGAUAUUCCAGAUGGACCUGAAACUCCAGAUGGUCCUGAUACUCUGGAUGGUCCUGAUAUUCCGGAUGAUCCUGAUAUUCCAGAUGGACCUGAAACUCCAGGUGGUCCCGAUACUCCGGAUGAUCCUGAUAUUCCAGAUGGACCUGAUAUUCCAGAUGAUCCUGAUAUUCCAGAUGAUCCUGAUAUUCCAGAUGGACCUGAAACUCCAGGUGGUCCCAAUACUCCAGAUGAUCCUAAUAUUCCAGAUGGACCUGAAACUCCAGAUGGUCCUGAUACUCUGGAUGGUCCUGAUAUUCCGGAUGAUCCUGAUAUUCCAGAUGGACCUGAAACUCCAGGUGGUCCCGAUACUCCGGAUGAUCCUGAUAUUCCAGAUGGACCUGAAACUCCGGAUGGUCCUGAUACACCAGAUGGACCUGAUGCUCUGGAUGGUCCCAAAACUCUGGAACAUCUUGAUACUCCUGCUGAUCCUUCUGCUCCUCUUUCUUCUCCUAUGUAUCCGCACCUUUUCUUCCUCCUCCUCUUGCUUCUCCUGUUCCUCUUGCCCCUGCUAUUACGCCUGCCCCUGAUGUUCCUGCUGUUCCUGGUGAUGCUGUUUCCUGACCCUCCUCAUGCUCUCCUUGCCUCUUCUGCACCUUAUACACCUGAGGGUCCGGAUACUUCCGACGGCUCAGAUGCUCCUGAUGGUCUGGAUAUACCUGAUGGUUCAGAUGCCCCUGAUGGUCUGGAUACUCCUGAUGGUUCCGAUAUUCCUGAUGGUCCUGAUACUUCUGAUUUUUCCAAUAUGCCUAAUGGUCCACAUACCUUUGAUGGUCCUGAUACGUCUGGUCAUCCAGACACUUCUGGUGUUCCAGACACUUCUGGUGGUCCCAAUGCUCAGGAUGGCCCUGAUUCUCCUGCUCCUCCUGCUGGCCUUCUUGAUCUUCCUCUUUCUGUGGAUGCUGAUGUUCCUGCCCCUCCUCCUGUUCCUCCUGCUCCUGCUGAUGCUUCCACAUCUCCUGAUGUGGCUGACUGUGAUGAUGGAAAACAAGCUCUACAAGCAGUCAAGGAGUUUCCUGCUAAGGAGAAACAUGAUAAAAAUGAAGGUACCUGUCCUUUGGAGAAAGGAAACAAAAGUGAAAUUAGAAAGAAUCCAUUGAGAGGAUUGGUGAGAACACCAACACCUGAGAUAUCUGCUGCAGAAAUGGACACACUGAUGGAAGUGAACGGUCAUCCCGCAUCAGAUUCCACUGUCAGAUUGGAAUGUAAUAAUGAAGCAUUUUCAUACAAAAGCCUAAAGAAUGAAGCCCCCUGCCCCCUGGCAGACGAAAAGAAAAGUGAAAAUAGCAAAUUCAUUAAAGGCGAACCUGUGUCUGCAUCAACCAGUGAAGGGUCUCCUGUUGAAAUUGAUACUGGGCUGCAACCCCAAGUUGACGGCAGUCACGUGCCAGGUGAUCUACAUCACACUGGGAAAAAAAAUGAAAGAGCCUGUCCUUUGGGGAAAGGAGAUAAAAGUGAAAUUACAAAAAGUCAAUUGAGAGAGUUGGUGAGAACACCAACACCUGAGACAUCUACUGCAGAAAUGGACACACUGAUGGAAGUGAACGGUCACCCCACAUCAGAUUCCACUGUCAGAAUGGAAAACUACUAUGAAGUAUUUCCUUACAGAAGCCUAAAGGAAGUUAAUAGUACUGAAAAUAAUGUAACUAUAAUAACAGAAAUUGAAGAAAUGGAAAAACAAAGUUUUCUUGCAAGUAAAUCUGAAACUAGGAACAACACAUAAGAAAGACAUUAUAAGGAGUGAACCCUCCUGCCCUCUGGCAGACGAAAAGAAAAGUGAAAAUAGCAAAUUCAGUAUAAGUGAAUGCAUGUCUGCAUCAACCCGGGAAGGGUCUCCUGUUGAAAUGGAUACUGGGCCGCAAGUUGGCAGCAGUCAUGUGUCAGGUAACCUACAGCACACCGAGAGAAGGCCUUCAAAGAAUACAUCUAACGAACUCCACAAGGUGUGCGAACGAGUUACUAGAAGGACCAGACGAUUUCACUUAUUCAACAUAAAAAACUUCAGACGCCUUUGCUGCUUCAAGUCCUUCGAGGUCCUCUGAAGACUUUCGUGUUUAAUUCAGAACUCAAGUCAUAAUCCUCCCGAGAGAGUUUAUGAGAACAAAAACAUCCAUGUAUUUUACAAAAAUGUUAUUGAGAUAAACCAUAGUUUUCUUUUAUGACUCCUUUAA
Jaculus jaculus (lesser Egyptian jerboa) is the source of this 4645-nucleotide messenger RNA. Its product is annotated as collagen alpha-5(IV) chain-like. The transcript has 18 exons. The record is from RefSeq and is a predicted model, not a curated record. NCBI's taxonomy places the organism in Eukaryota, Metazoa, Chordata, Mammalia, Rodentia, Dipodidae. Gene Ontology annotation, molecular function: protein binding. The coding region runs from base 1 to 4197 and encodes 1398 amino acids.